AUGCGCAGGUGUGAAAGCUGCGAGACCGCGGAUGAGCCUUGCCUGCCGCCUCCCCGAAAACGAAUUCGGCUGAAAGCUGUCCAUUCCGUGAUCGAACAACCCCGCUCUUCCGGACAGAGUGGCAGGGAGAUAUCUUUUGUUUACGGUGGUGAUCAUGUCUGGGUUGACUUCCGCACGCCUGUGUUCGAAGUCCAAUUCGUACAUGGUAACGACAAUGACGAGGAUUCAAGUGACGUUCAGUCUUCUGUUGCCAUUGACGAAGAUGAGGGAGCUUUCGCCCAUCCCGUGAAUGUGCACGUCGAUGAUGCAGAGACAGUUGGAGGUCCGAUUAUUGGAGCGGCAGUGGGCUCCUAUGCGACCAAGAGGUCGUUGUCCUUUGGACGAACCAGCGCUUCUGGAACAUCCCAGUUCGCUUCGUCUCCGACAUAUCUCGUCUCCCCAGUACAGCAUCAUUGUACCCCAUCAAGCCAAAUCCAGGUACUCUCACCCUCUACAAGUGCCGUUCUUUAUGAGGCCAAGCCUCUUUGGCCAUUGAACAACUUAGCAGAGGCUGAACUCCUCCGGCAUUUUAUAGACAAUAUCGGACCUCAACUGGACGUUACUGACCAUGUGUGCCAUUUCACAACGACUGUUCCGCAGAGAGCUGCCCAUUGCCCCUUGCUGUUUUAUGCCAUUAUUGCUGCCGCCUCCAUCCAUCGCAGUCGCGUUCAAGGACUACCAGACCAAUUCUACGAAGAAUAUCAGGCAAAAUGUAUACGAAUCUUGAUUCGGUUUUUGGAUGACCCUGACUAUUCCCCCGAUGAGAACUUCUUGGCAGCUAUAGUCGUCCUGCGCAAGGGAGAAGAGAUGUCAGAUGAGGAUCGCAUGUGCCAUCUGCUUGGCUCUUCUCGGGUCAUUAAUUCGGUUGGAGAGGUUGCUGCUAAUGGGGGAUUGGGAGAAUCAGCUGCGUGGCUGGUGCUCAGACAAAGCAUAUACGUUUCAUUGACAAGUAACACCCCUUUGAACGUCAACCUUGGCUGCUACAAAAGGUCGUCUGUCUUCCUCGGUCUCACGGACCACGCCUGGGCCAACAAAAUCGUCUUCGUUUUCGCGGAGACUCUUGCAUAUUCAGCCAAAAGCAACGGACACGAUCUUACCGAUGUUGAGGAUUGGCAUACCCUGCAACACGCCGCCAAGCAGUGGUACCUCGACAAGCCCGACACUUUUCUGCCGGUCUUUGAGACUCCAAUUGAAGAAGACGCACGGAACGAGCACACUACAAAUGAGUUCCGAAAUCCAUUCCCAACGAUAUCGAUGCUCCAAGCCCCUCAUGUCAUCGGGCUCAUGUACUAUCACCUGACCCUCAUUCUGCUUGCUCUAAGCGACCCGACCAACACGGCUCGGUGGAGGGGUCUCGAUAGCAUACGGUUGUGGCGAGAAAUGGAGCAAAAGGUCCGGGUUGAUCUCAAGCGCUGCAUUGGUCUCGCCAUCAGCAAUCCCCAUGUAGUAGCAGCCAAUUUUGAGGCUUCACACAUCUUGUACGCAUGUGGACAUUGUCUCAAUUCUCCCGGAGAGCAAGAAGCAGCUGUCGACUUUCUCCGCAGCGUUCGAGUCAAGCUCGGUUGGGGGAUCGACCAUAUAAUCGACCGCUUGAAAAGACAUUGGGCUAGCAUGCAGUGA
This is a messenger RNA of Fonsecaea erecta, 1659 nucleotides long. RefSeq lists its product as hypothetical. Gene Ontology annotation, molecular function: transcription cis-regulatory region binding; DNA-binding transcription factor activity. Gene Ontology annotation, cellular component: nucleus. The transcript has 3 exons. Lineage: Eukaryota; Fungi; Ascomycota; Eurotiomycetes; Chaetothyriales; Herpotrichiellaceae. Bases 1 to 1659 code for a protein of 552 amino acids. Gene Ontology annotation, biological process: positive regulation of transcription by RNA polymerase II. The record is from RefSeq and is a predicted model, not a curated record.